AUCUCUUACGUACGAAUAAGGCUCUAUUAUCGUUGAUUAUAGUCUGCGCUGCAAUCUGCUUAUAUUACCCAAAUCUGAUCACGGAAUUAAAAGUCAGUAGUGGAAAAAUCAUUUCCAUUUUCCGUUCACAAUUUUCAACUUGGCGUAUGCGACUCCUGCUCGCAAAUUAUAUUACUCAAUCGCAAAAAUAAGUCGUGUGUCAUACCAAUCAUAUCAGGAGUUUAUAAGUCCAACGGAUUACAUGGCUUUCGAUCCAUUUAAACAUCGAACGUUGGACUCAUUGAAUCCGCUUACGAAAAUGCGUCUAUUCGUAUUUUUUUCUAUUCUGACCGUAUCCGCGGCACAAGAAGCUCCUCCUGAAGUACAAACGAAAUUAGGUAAGAUUGUUGGCUCAACGAUGAAAUCUAGGUCAGGAAAAAAUAUUCUUGCAUUUAGAAAUAUUAGAUAUGCCAAAGCACCGGUUGGGGAAAAGCGUUUUUUGCCACCUGUUCCGGUAGAUCCAUGGUCUGAUUUGUACGACGCCACAGAGGAUGGUUUUGCAUGUCCUUAUUACAAAGCUGCAAAUACUUCAGAAGACUGUUUAGUUCUUAACAUAUUUACCACCGAAUUACCAUCGCCAGCAGAAAAACAGCCAUUAAAAAAACCAGUUAUAGUUUUCAUUCAUCCAGGAGGAUUUCACAGUUCUACCGGUAGAAGUUCUUGGUUUGGACCACAAUAUUUGUUGGAUCAUGACAUUGUUCUCGUAACGUUCAAUUACCGAAUCGGUGCUCUAGGUUUUAUAAGUACAGGCGACGAAUACGCACCCGGCAAUAUUGGCCUGAAAGAUCAAAAUUUAGUACUAAAAUUCGUUAGAGACCACAUUGAGGAUUUCGGUGGAGAUCCCAAUUCCGUAACACUGACAGGUCAAAAUGCAGGUGCUUGUAGUGUAAUUUUACACAUGAUGUCUCCGAUGUCAAGAGGUUUGUUUCAUCGAGUUAUUGCAAUGAGUGGCUCGCCAGCAAUGAUCGAACCAUUGCCUGGUCAUCAGAAACACUUGGCUAUUAAACAAGCGGAAAUAUUGGAGUGCCCGACUGAAGAUAUGGACAAGAUGUUUGACUGUCUCAGAUCUAAACCUGCUGAGGACUAUGGAAAUUCAAUGGCUAACUUGCAGGAAUGGCAUAUGGAUCCAGUAUUAAUUUGGUAUCCUGUCGUCGAACCUGAUAUACCUGGAGUAGAAAAAUUUUUGACUGAUCAACCAAUUGAUCUGUUGAAAUCCGGUGACUAUGAACAGGUUCCUUUAGUUACAGGCUGCGUCAGAGACGAGAUGGGCUCCUUAAACAUGGAAGCGAUUGAAGCGGCAAAGAAAGGCGAUGACUCGAUAUUUAUAGAUCUUACCGAGAAUUGGUCGAAAAUCGCGCCAAUAAGUUUCAUGUAUGAACGAGGCACUGAUCACUCCAAAACUGUCAGUAGCGAACUGAUGAGCUUUUAUUUUAAUAAUGAGCCUAUUACACUUAAUAACUCGAUAGGACGCGCUAACAUAUAUACCGAUGCUAUAACAGUUUAUCCAGUCAGAAGACACGCUUCGAUUAUUGCCAAAACUUCAAAACAUCCAGUUUAUCUCUAUAUGUUCACUUACGAGGGACCUUACAGUUGUUAUAUGUGGAGUGAUGGAAAGCCAUAUGGCGUAGCGCAUCAAGAUGAUCUAUUCUACAUAUUCUACACAUCAACGUUCCCAAUGAUUGGUAAAAAUGAUAAAGAAGCUCAUUUAGUCGACAGAAUGACAGCAAUAUGGGCGAAUUUUGCCAGAACCUCUGAACCUAUUCCUAAAGACAAUGCUCUCUUCUCUGGAGUAACUUGGGAAAAAUUGUCACCCGAUACUUACAAUUAUCUUGAUAUCAAUAGUCAACUCGAAAUGAAGAAAAAUUUUUUCGCCGACCGCAUGAAAUUUUGGGAGACAUUAUAUCCUACUUCAAUUGGUAGCAUCGACAUGAAUAAAGUGUGGCUAUCUUUAUUAUUCGUUCUACUCAAUAUUAUAAUAUGCAUUUAUGGACAGAAAAAUCCCAAAGUUCGAACGAAACUUGGAGAAAUCACCGGUACGAUAAUGAAAACCCGUCGCGGCAAGGAUAUUUAUGCAUUUAGAAGUAUUAGAUAUGCCAAAGCUCCAGUUGGCGAAAGACGUUUCUUGCCUCCAGAACCAGUAGAUUCAUGGAAUGGCACUUAUGAUGGCACACAAGAAGGUCCAGUAUGUCCUAUGUACAGUACUAAAGCGAAUGUCUCGGAAGAUUGUUUGGUUUUAAACAUUUAUACUACACAACUAGCAAGUCAUCAUAAAUCAGUUAAGAAGCCGGUCAUAGUUUUCAUUCAUUUUGGUGGUUUUAAAAGUGGUUCGGGUAGAAGUUCUAUCUUAGGCCCUCAAUACUUACUCGAUAAAGAUAUAGUACUCGUAACCUUCAAUUACCGUCUAGGACCAUUAGGUUUUAUCAGUACCGGCGAUAAAUAUGCACCAGGAAAUCUCGGUCUAAAGGAUCAAAAUUUAGUACUGCGAUUCGUCAAAGAUCACAUCUCAGUCUUCGGUGGAGAUCCUAAUUCUGUAACUCUAGCCGGCCAAAGCGCUGGAUCACGGAGCGUUUACUUGCACAUGAUGUCACCAAUGUCAAAGGGUUUGUUUCAUCGAGCUAUUGCUUUGAGUGGUCCAGCCAUGACACUCGAACCAUAUCCACGAGAUCAGAGACAUUUAGCGAUCAAAUUAGGGCAGCUUGUCAAUUGUACAACUGAAAAUAUGAAAAAAAUGUUUGAUUGCUUGAAGACUGUGCCAGCUGAAUUAUUUGGCACUAUUCAGAAUAAAUUCUGGGAUUGGAGAGGUGAUCCAGUGUUAAUAUGGUACCCUGUAAUCGAACCUGAGAUUCCAGGAGUAGAAAGAUUUCUGACUGAUCAGCCAAAUAAUCUUGUUAAGUCUGGAAACUUUUAUCAGGUUCCAUUUAUCACUGGAGUUGUCAGAGACGAAAUGGGAGCUUUCAAUAUAAGAUCCGUCGAAGCUGCACAGAAGGGUGAUGAUUCCACCUUCGUGGAAUUGAACAAUAAUUGGGAAACGAUAGCUCCGAUAAGUUUCAUUUAUCAACGCAACACCACAAAAUCUAAGAUUGUUAGCAGAGAGUUGAAAAAAUUUUAUUUCAACGAUGAACCGAUUUCAUUGAAAAAUGCCAUUGGCCGUGCUUACAUAUAUGCAGAUGCUAUAACUCUUUAUCCUGUCCGAAGAAUAGCUUCAUUAAUGGCAAGUGUAUCAAAACAACCAAUUUAUUUUUAUUUUUUUAAUUACGAAGGCCCGUACAGUCUUUACCAUUGGAGCGACGGUAAACCAUAUGGUGUUUCUCAUCAAGACGAACUGUUUUAUAUAUUCUACACGGCAUUCUUUCCGAUGAUUAAAACAACUGAUAAAGAAAACGAAAUACUCGAAAGGUUUACGACUAUUUGGACGAACUUUGCGAAAACUUCGAAACCAAUUCCUAAUAAUAAUUCACUAUUCCAAGACGUUACAUGGGAAACAUUGAACUCGAACACUUUUAAUUAUUUAGAAAUUAAUAAUACGCUCCAGAUGAAGGAAAAUUACUUUGCUGAUCGUAUGCAGUUUUGGGAAAAACUUUAUCCCGCGUAACUUAAUAAAAAUUGUUUAAUAUAUCUGUACUUUACACUUUGUUACAAGACAAUUUACGCCUUAUUUAUUCGCGGCAUAAGAUAUGGAAUGUGUGAGUACGCAGGCACACGCGCGCAAUAUUACAUUUGUAGAGAGAGAGAGAGAAAAAGAGGCAGAGCACAGCAGCAUUUCGCCACGACACGAUGAUUUCCGAAAUCGACCGGUCUUAAAUGAUGCAUAAAUAAAAGCCCCUCGCGUAUUCAUGAGGAAAGUUCGGAGCUUCUCCGCUUACUCGCUUAACGUAAUCGGACAUCACCUUCACUCGCUCGAGGUUGCAACGAUAUCGGCGUACGCGUCAUUUAGCAAGCUUGCAUUUACCGAAAAAGCGGAACUAGUACAGAAGUGAAUACAUAGUACAUCGGUACGCGCGAGAAAACCAACCCUCUACUACCAGGCCGUGCGAGGUCCACUUCCUGUGCAUCGCUGGACUGUAGAAAUUAUUUAUCUCGAAAACAAUCUAUUCCCGCGACAUAGAACUUCUCAUAAAGUUAAUAUUCUGGUAGUUAUACCGUAUAUUCGA
This is a messenger RNA of Phymastichus coffea, 4190 nucleotides long. RefSeq lists its product as uncharacterized. The transcript has 18 exons. Bases 242 to 3631 code for a protein of 1129 amino acids. Lineage: Eukaryota; Metazoa; Arthropoda; Insecta; Hymenoptera; Eulophidae. The record is from RefSeq and is a predicted model, not a curated record.